AUGCACUAUUCGACAUACAAAGCAAUUCCUUCUUGGGCUCCUAUACCGACCGAAAAUAAACGAGGUGCUGCAGAAGCUGAGCAGAAAAUUAAAGCAUCGAUAACGAAAGUGGUGCACCGCGACGAACUGCAGGCAACAUCACUCUGUAGGUUGACAGUUCAGUCCGGAAUUCACGUCUUCGAUGUGGAAUUAGUGGAAGAACUGGCGCUAUUUCGCAGCACCGUCAGUGUUUUCAACGUGGAAGAACCGCGCCCAUUUCUUCACCAUUGUAUGGAAAGAAAUGGCAUGCAGGUGCAAAACACCGUUGUUAACGACAGGAAAACGCUACCCUGGUUAAACCAGGGUGAGGAAUGGAGCGUGCAUUCUUUCUUCUUGUAG
Gongylonema pulchrum is the source of this 378-nucleotide messenger RNA. The record is from the annotation of a GenBank genome assembly. NCBI's taxonomy places the organism in Eukaryota, Metazoa, Nematoda, Chromadorea, Rhabditida, Gongylonematidae.